AUGGCGUCCACAUCGACCAAGAUCGGUCACGGCCUCGCGAAAGUUUUAGGGAUCGACCUCAACUACCGAAACGAAACUGGAUCUGACCGUGUAACGCGAGGAGAAAGUUUGUUCUCCAUCGACUCUGCGGAUACGUAUGUCGAGCAUGAGCCAACUACCCUCGAAUGGCUUCGCGAGUACGCUCCCAAUGGGCGAGAUAUCGCCCGCUACUUUUCCUCGCUGUUUCCGUUUCUCCAGUGGAUCACACGAUACAACGUGCAAUGGUUAACUGGAGAUUUGGUUGCUGGUAUCACUGUCGGCUGUGUCGUUAUCCCUCAGAGUAUGGCUUACGCCAAGUUGGCCAACCUCAGCCCUGAAUUCGGACUCUAUUCCUCUUUCAUGGGAGUCCUCAUCUACUGGUUCUUCGCGACUUCCAAGGAUAUCACUAUCGGCCCGGUUGCCGUCUUGUCUACUGUCACCGGCAACGUUGUGUUGAGCGCAGAAGCGAAACUCGGUAAAGGCGUAGUUUCCAGAGAUGUCAUUGCAUCCUCAUUGGCCAUCGUCGCUGGCUCAAUCGUUGUCUUCAUGGGUCUGACAAGGCUCGGAUUCAUCGUCGAUGUCAUCUCACUUGCUGCCAUCUCGGCCUUCAUGACCGGAUCCGCACUGAGUAUCGCUGUUGGGCAAAUUCCAACCAUGAUGGGGAUCACUGGUUUCUCCACACGCGAUCCAACCUACAGGGUGUUCAUCAAUAUUCUCAAGCACCUUGGACGGUCGAACCUCAACGCAGCUUUUGGCUUGACCGCUUUGUUCCUCCUAUACUUCAUUCGAUAUAUUUGCAGCUUCUGCGCGAGAAGGUUUCCCAAGAAGUCCAAGUUGUUCUUCUUCUUGAGCACCUUGCGAACGGCCUUUGUUCUGCUAUUGUACAUUCUCAUCAGCUACUUGGUGAACCGUAACCACAGAUCGAAGCCUAAGGUUUCCGUUCUGGGGGUUGUCCCCAGAGGUUUCAAACAUGCUCGGGUUCCUCACAUCACUACGGACAUUAUCUCGGCUUUCGCGUCCGAAUUACCUUCGACUGUUAUCGUCCUCCUCAUUGAGCACAUCUCCAUCGCCAAAUCCUUCGGUAGAGUCAAUAACUACAUCAUCAAUCCUUCGCAAGAGUUGGUAGCUAUCGGUGUGACCAACUGUAUUGGCCCGUUCCUCGGAGCUUAUCCUGCAACUGGUUCUUUCUCGCGUACUGCCAUCAAAUCGAAAGCCGGUGUCCGUACUCCUUUCGCAGGUGUCAUUACUGGCAUCAUUGUCUUGCUCGCCAUCUAUGCGCUCCCAGCCAUGUUCUUCUACAUUCCGAACGCCUCCCUCGCAGCUGUCAUUAUUCACGCAGUGGGUGACUUGAUCACACCACCAAACGUUGUUUAUCAGUUCUGGAGAGUGUCUCCCAUAGAAGUCCCAAUAUUCUUCGCGGGUGUGCUGGUUACCGUGUUCUCCACCAUCGAAAAUGGCAUUUACACCACAGUCGUUUGCUCCUUUGUACUGUACCUCUUCCGUCUGUUCAAGGCUGAUGGUAAGUUCCUCGGGAAAGCCAAGAUUCACUCCGUCGUUGGUGACCAUUUGCUCGACCGAUCAAACAACAGCAAGGAGGAGGUUGCAACUCGCAAGAGCCCUACUGAAGGCGAGAAGUCCGUUCGCAACAUCUUCUUGCCUAUCGAUCAUAACGAUGGUACAAACCCUUCAAUCGAACUCGAAGAUCCCUAUCCUGGCAUCUUCAUUUACCGAUUCAGCGAGGCUUUCAACUACCCCAACGCCAAUCACUAUCUGGAUCAAUUGACGGAGACUGUCUUCAGGAAGACACGUCGCACAAACCCAGCUGCCUACGGCAGACCCGGUGAUCGACCAUGGAAUGAUCCCGGCCCACGAAGCGGCCAGAAGGAAGAACACGACAAUCGCCCUACCCUGAAAGCCAUCAUCCUCGAUUUCUCUGCCGUAAACAAUAUCGACAUUACAUCGAUCCAGAAUCUUAUCGAUGUCCGCAAUCAACUCGACAAGUACGCCGCUCCCGACACCGUCGACUGGCACUUUGCCCACGUCAGCAACCGCUGGACCAAGCGCGCUCUCGCCGCCUCCGGCUUCGGCUACUACACCCCUGAGCACGAUGCAAACAACCCGACACGCUGGAAGCCCAUCUUCUCCGUUGCCGAACUCGCCGGCGCAAACUCCUCUGCUGCAGAAGCACAGGCACGAGCCCAGCGCAAAGACCUCUCUCAAGCGAGAAGCAACGACAUCGAGGCGCACCAUUCUUCUAGCUCGUCGGAUGCGGGCUCUUUCAAUAAGAACCUUGAAACGAGCAAGGCGUACGAGGGCGCAAGUGUCAAGGCCAGAGGUAUUGCCGUGGUGCAGGGCCUGAACAGACCGCUGUUCCACAUCGAUAUUACUUCUGCAUUGGAGAGCGCGUUGGCGAAUUCGUCGCGCAAGAGUCAUUGA
Molecule: messenger RNA, 2454 nt
Organism: Dothidotthia symphoricarpi CBS 119687
Lineage: Eukaryota; Fungi; Ascomycota; Dothideomycetes; Pleosporales; Dothidotthiaceae
Product: sulfate permease-like protein
Exons: 2
Coding region: 1-2454 (817 amino acids)
Biological process (GO): transmembrane transport
Cellular component (GO): membrane
Molecular function (GO): secondary active sulfate transmembrane transporter activity
Source: RefSeq, a predicted model, not a curated record